AUGGGUGUUAAAUACAAAGGCAAAGCAAAGAUCCAAGAUUGUAACUUGGGAGUUUACAGUAUGGGCAUCGGAAAAGAGAAGGAGGAUAGGAGAAGUGGAUGUUACAAAGGAAUUCGGGUUAGAAAAUGGGGGAAAUGGGUGUCUGAGAUUAGGCUCCCUAGAACAAAAAUACGGCUUUGGUUGGGGUCGUAUGAAACUGCAGAAGAAGCAGCUCGAGCAUUUGAUGUGGGGAGCUAUUGUAUUCAUGGUCCUCUUGCAAAACUCAACUUUCCCAACUCUCCCACUCUCUUAAACAUCCCUCCUGGCAUUCAUCUCUCUCCCCAACAAAUCAAGGCUGCUGCCAUUCAAGCAGCUUCUGCAAAAUCUCUACCUCGUUCUCCUCUUGGAGUAGAUGAUGAUAAAAAAGAUGAGUUCUCUUCUUAUGUGGAUUCAGAGUUUGAAUCGCCUGAACACUACCAAAUGAUGAGUAAGUUUUUUGAGUCUCUUUUGUGGGGAUCCCCUAACGAUCAGGUUUCCAGUACCAUAUAUAUUGCUGCAUAUCUUGGCGUUGUAUUGUUGAUGGAUUGUGUAAUACCUUAUGAUCAUGGUAUGGAGAUGAACUGCUACACUCAUGAAUUCUCAGAGCAUUUAGACGGACUGUGGAGCUUGUGA
This is a messenger RNA of Cryptomeria japonica (Japanese cedar), 651 nucleotides long. Its product is annotated as ethylene-responsive transcription factor ERF017-like. The coding region runs from base 1 to 651 and encodes 216 amino acids. The record is from RefSeq and is a predicted model, not a curated record. The transcript has a single exon. NCBI's taxonomy places the organism in Eukaryota, Viridiplantae, Streptophyta, Pinopsida, Cupressales, Cupressaceae. Gene Ontology annotation, biological process: regulation of DNA-templated transcription. Gene Ontology annotation, molecular function: DNA-binding transcription factor activity; DNA binding.